Molecule: messenger RNA, 2061 nt
Organism: Sparassis crispa
Lineage: Eukaryota; Fungi; Basidiomycota; Agaricomycetes; Polyporales; Sparassidaceae
Exons: 10
Coding region: 1-2061 (686 amino acids)
Biological process (GO): chromatin organization; negative regulation of transcription by RNA polymerase II
Cellular component (GO): pericentric heterochromatin
Molecular function (GO): chromatin binding
Source: RefSeq, a predicted model, not a curated record
AUGCCUGCGUCAGCAGAUGAAUACGAAGUUGAAGCCAUCUUACGGGCGAAAGUCGUGAAGGAGAAGGGAAGAAAAAUUUGGCGAUAUUGCGUAAAGUGGAAGAACUACUCACACAAACAUAACACGUGGGAACCAGCUGUAUCGUUUGAAGGGGGCUCAGAACAUUUCAUCCGGAAAUUCUGGGGGCGCAUCAGCACGGAUGGCAGGGACUUCGAGCAAAUCAAUCUAUUCAAAGUGGAUGAGGAGUUCUUCCCUUCUGGACCUCCGCGCGGAGCCAAAAAGAAUCACGCCAAGAUGGACACGAUGUCGAGGCCAGGUCCCGCAUCUCAACCCCCACCGGAUGAUUCGGAAAAUGAGGUGAAGUCUCUGAUUGACCAAGAGGAAGCUGCAGGAAAACGACGACGUGAUAUGGACGCGCUAAACGAUAUAGAGGCGCCUGCCUUGAAGCGGAAGAAGCGAUCCCGUGGCCAUUCUCACAAAAGUGCGACAGAAGACUCUCCGGAACGCAAGUCUCUUCGGCACUCUGUCCCCGAUCCGCCAAGUGUUGCGAAUGGGAGCGCGAAUUCGUCGUCGUCUCGCGGUAGAUCUGGAUCCGGACGGCGCCCAAACCCUCCCAACGACGAACUUGUACCAGACGAAACAUCGUCCAAGUCUUAUGAAAAUGGUCCCCGCGCUAAGGCUCCUCAAAUUGAGACGCGCACGGAGGACUUGGUAGAUGCUGCUCUCACCCUUCCGUCGGACGAGCCUCUAUUCGGUGAUGACGACAAUGCAGAUGAUCCGAUGGAAGCAGACGAUUGUCCCCCCAGUCCCUUCGGCGCUUCCGCAUUGCUAAAUCCCGAGCCUUUUCCACCGCCGCAACAAAACCGUUUGCCUGCCCAUCGCGAUCGCGAAGCCAAUCCAAAAGUGAAGCUUAUCAAUGCACCGUACGUGGAUAUUGGUUAUGAGGGUGCCAUUUCCGCCAAGCGCAAAUUCAUGCGAGGUGCCUCUGACAAUGGCGCUGCGCACUCCGGUCCCUCUCGACCCACCAUCUCGGGGAAUAGCCAUAACCCCAUAACAUCUAAAUCUCAAGGUGCUCGCUCUAAACCUGGACCAGGACGGUCUUCUAGCGGAUUCCAACUCACAUCCCAGGCUGUAGUGUCUUCGUUAGGAUCAACUAGUAUCGCCGGUAUCGCUGUUGCGGAGCCAUGUGUAGCAGGAACUUUACAAAAUGGUGACAGAUUCGGGACAGGUGGCUUGGAUGUGGACGCCGAGAUUCCUGGCUUAGAUCGCUUACGGCCUGCAGAUCCUGCACAACCUCAUGAAGCUCCUAAGGGAGAAGAAUUGCUUCAGUUAUCAGGAUACGUUAAAUCAGAGGGCGAAGCUCUCUCGGACUACGAUGAAGACGCUCAGGGCGAAGACGAUCCCGAUGUAAUCCAGUCCAAAGCGCCUCCCAAUUUCAUCAUCGCCGCUGCUGAACAGGAGGAUGAACCCCCAGAGCCGGAUGUACUCAAGAAUGAGGGCGUUGCUGCGUGGAAGCAAUCCACCAUUUUUGGGCCACUAACCAUUGGUCCCGAGAGCCAUCGCGCACCAGAUUCAUCAACGAGCUGUGAUUCGGAGCCUCUCCGUCCAACGCUGUUCCUCAGCCUCGAUUCUGCAGUAUCUGUACCAGUGAUUCUCCGAGAUGUCACUCCCAAGGGGUCAACGUUGGACAAUGUGGGCAAGAAUCUGAAAGGCCCCCCAGGAAAGUUCUACAAGGGAGAGUAUGCAUCCAAUCUCGUUGAUUCGUUGCGGAUGGAAGGGUCAUGUGCGAGGCUUGCAAUUGAUCCGAAUGCGGAGGAAGUGCACAAACAACACCUUAAACGCUUUAGAACGCGCUUGCUAGCAGGGGAACUGUUUGUCGAGAUGAUAGGCAUCAACCUCUUAGUGAUGUUCGCAUCCGAGAACAAAUAUUUUGGACAAAAGUUCGAUAUAUCUCCGACUCUUGUGGGUCUGGGGGACACUGUUGUCGUGACGCAUGUUCGUAUUGAAGACUUCUCAGCUUAUGCUCAAGCUGCUGAACAUGCAGAUGAUGGACGUUGGUAG